Molecule: messenger RNA, 839 nt
Organism: Cornus florida
Lineage: Eukaryota; Viridiplantae; Streptophyta; Magnoliopsida; Cornales; Cornaceae
Product: 21 kDa protein-like
Exons: 1
Coding region: 136-765 (209 amino acids)
Biological process (GO): negative regulation of catalytic activity
Molecular function (GO): enzyme inhibitor activity
Source: RefSeq, a predicted model, not a curated record
AUCCAAAAUUGUUGGGAAAUGUACCCCACAACCCUACAUAUGUAGGACACAAACCCCAUCUAUAAAGGCUAGGGCAAGGACUGACUUCACACACACCACAACCAUCCACUGUCCUUCAAAAUUACUCCUAAUUUAAUGAUGGUACAUUCCAGAUUUUCAAAGCCAUCCUCUUCUUGCCAUGGCCUUGUAGCCACUAUUACCCUCUUGUACUUGAUAACCAUUUCGGUCACAAACACCUGUUUGGCUGCAAGAAUUGAACCCCAUGUCAAGACCAACACACGGUUCAUCAAAUCCUCGUGUGGGGUAACAAUGUAUCCCAAGUUAUGCUUCAAAACCCUCUCUGUUUAUGCCAGCUCCAUCCAAACAAGCCCUACGGAACUGGCGAAUGCUGCCCUCACCGUGAGCCUGAAAGGCGCUCAGGCGACUUCAACCACGGUAGCAAACCUGUCGAAAGGGCACGAUUUGAAGCCAAGCGAAGCUAGUGCUAUAACGGAUUGCGUGGAGAACAUGGAAGACUCCGUGGAUGAGCUGAAGCAAUCGCUGGUGGCGAUGGAGGAUUUAGAAGGACCGGAUUUCGAAACGAAAAUGGGGAAUAUAUUGACAUGGGUAAGCGCUGCGUUGACAGAUGAGGAUACGUGCAUGGAUGGGGUGGAAGAGGCUGGUAUGAAGGGGAAAAUUAGGAGAACUAUUAGGGGCUAUAUUGUCAAUGUUGCUCAGUUAACUAGCAAUGCUUUGGCACUCGUUAACAAAUUAUCAUCUACUUAAUUAGUCACCAUUAGACAUGUAAUUCUGUAUCUCACGUUAUAUCUAGUCGUAUAUAUUUAUUAUUUUAUUGCUAA